Messenger RNA from Lates calcarifer (barramundi perch), 2293 nucleotides. RefSeq names its product hepatic nuclear factor 4, beta (gene hnf4b). Bases 360 to 1592 code for a protein of 410 amino acids. Lineage: Eukaryota; Metazoa; Chordata; Actinopteri; Centropomidae. The transcript has 9 exons. The record is from RefSeq and is a predicted model, not a curated record. Gene Ontology annotation, molecular function: nuclear receptor activity; RNA polymerase II cis-regulatory region sequence-specific DNA binding; zinc ion binding. Gene Ontology annotation, biological process: anatomical structure development; positive regulation of transcription by RNA polymerase II; cell differentiation.
ACAUGUAGGUCGCACAUCUUUCUCACAGGUCUUAUCUGUUUUUGGUCCUCACAGUGAGUCUCGUUUAUCUGUUUCUGAACUCUCCCCUUUAUAUGCUUUACUGAUAAGACACAAGCAAACAGACACUGGGCCAAAUUUCAGUGGAGUGGACCAUCACAGUUUUUCAACCCAAAAACAAGAGCGUUAGAUGGUGAACAUCUGUAGAGAGGAUCAAGAAGACAAAAACAAAAGCUGCAGACAACUGAGGAAGGAGGAAGGAGGAAGGAAAGGGAUCGAGUUUACACAUGGGACACCUGUAACCAAGAGAAACUGAGCUGAAUCAACCGCUUCCAAAGACCUUACAGAGCCGGAUCAGAACCAUGAAGCUCACUGGGACCAACCUGAAACUGGAGUGCACUCCCUGCAGCACAGACACUGAUCAUUUCAACAACAUGAUGGUGAUACCACUGCAGACAAAUACAGCAGAUUCACCAGCAUCAGCACCAUCACAGCCUGAUGGAGGCAGGGCUCAGUGUUCCAUAUGUGCAGACAGGGCCACAGGUAAACAUUAUGGUGCAUCCAGCUGUGACGGCUGCAAGGGCUUCUUCAGGAGGAGCAUCCGCAACCACCACACUUACAACUGCAGGUUCAACAGGAAAUGUACCGUGGACAAAGACAAAAGGAACCAGUGUCGUUACUGCAGACUACAGAAGUGUUUCAAGGCUGGGAUGAGAAAGGAAGCUGUUCAGAAUGAGAGAGACUGCAUCAACAGUCACAGAGCCAAGGGACAGACAGUGGGCUCUCUGUCCAUCAGUGUGCUCCUGCGGGCAGAGGCCAGCGCGCAACAGUUCCCAGCGCUGCUCUCACCUCAGAGUCACGACAUCAGCACCAAGAAGACGGCCGGCGUGGGAGACGUGUUUCAGUCCAUGAAGCAGCAACUCCUCCUGCUGGUGGAGUGGGCAAAACACAUCCCUGAGUUUUGUAGCCUCCCAUUAGAUGACAGGGUGACCCUGCUUCGAACCCACUCUGCAGAGCAUCUUAUUCUAGGAGCAGCAAGACGUUCUCUACCUUACAACGAUCUCAUUCUUCUAGGCAACGACUUUGUGAUCCCCCUGAGAGGUGCACAGAUAGAGGUGUCCAGAGUGGCCUUCAGAAUCCAGGAGGAGCUGGUCAAACCUCUCAGAGAGCUGGACAUCACAGACAAAGAGUUUGCCUGCCUGAAAACCAUUGUCUUCUUUGCCCCAGACUGUCCGGGUUUGGAGAGUCCUCAGCUGGUUCGACAUCUGCGUUUCCAGGCCCAGCUGCUGCUGGAGGAAGCCACCAGUGAGCAGCGGGGAAGGUUUGGGGAGCUCCUGCUGAUCCUGCCCUCCCUGCAGAGUGUAGCCUGGCAGAUGGUGGAGACUCUGCACUUAGCACAGCUGCUGGGCGAAGCCAGAAUGGACAGCCUGCUGCAGGAGAUGCUGCUGGGAGAGGGAGCCAAAACAGAACACGGAGCGUGUACAGGCGACGGCAAGACUCAAGACCAGCAAAGAUCUUCACCUCCAAACUUCACCUCCAUCAUCUCUCACGUUCCAACAUGUGAGCUCUCACAAAUCAACCUUCAACAGUUCUGAACAUGUAUCUGCUCAUAGCACAGCGUGGGUUUAUUUUUUAGACGUUUUUAUUCCACACAGUCAUCAAGCCUGUUUUCCAUCGAACAACAACUGCCUUCACCUCAGUGUUCAGUGGGCCUCACCUGACACUUGUUUUCAUGGAACUGAAAUUUAUUGAUGGCCACUGUACCCAUAUGUGCUAAAUGCCACUGCUGAUGUCAGCCAGUCUCACACAGCUCUUCCUGCUGCCCACACAGACUGGCACUGAGGUGCACAGACGUGAGCCCACGGCAUACCACAGAUACCUGUUCACACUGAGAAACACGUCAAGGAGCGACAACUUCACCAAGGAGCUGAGGGGGGUUAUGAGUUGUGGACAGAACACACACUAACAUAUACACGCCGCACACACACAUGAAAUCAUACAGACAGACAAAGAGCAGUCACCAGACUGAUGCUAUAAUCAUUCUUCACAUAUCAUGUAAAUCACUGGGUCAAUAACAUUCAGCACAGGACUGACACAUGCAAGCAGGUUAAGAUUCCACUAACUACACUAGGAACUACAUUUAAUUAACACAUUACACUGUGCUUGGUUUGCAUUUAAAGCUAAAGUGCAAGAACCAACAUGUGUCAGCAGAGGGCACAAAAAGCCUGUUCACCAAUAUAACGUGUUGGCCCCUGUGAGUCGAGAUUUUCUUUGUAAAUAAAAGUCUUGGCUCAUG